This is a messenger RNA of Aspergillus saccharolyticus JOP 1030-1, 2176 nucleotides long. Its product is annotated as putative ATP-dependent Clp protease. Gene Ontology annotation, cellular component: mitochondrial matrix. The record is from RefSeq and is a predicted model, not a curated record. Lineage: Eukaryota; Fungi; Ascomycota; Eurotiomycetes; Eurotiales; Aspergillaceae. The transcript has 2 exons. Gene Ontology annotation, molecular function: ATP binding; ATP hydrolysis activity. Gene Ontology annotation, biological process: protein catabolic process; proteolysis. The coding region runs from base 90 to 1949 and encodes 619 amino acids.
UUCUGAUCUUCUCUCUUAUUGCAACCAGGCUGUUUGUUCUCAUUUCAUUGUGCUGGACGAUCUGCUGAACUAAUCCUACUUCUCCGGUCAUGCUGCGGUCGCCACUUCGGGCUUGUGGUGCCCCCAGGGUGCACCGCUACUCCCUCCGCUAUCGGCGUGCGCCAAAUCCGCACCUCCGAAGCUGUUGUCGCGGUUUUACAGACUCCUCAGCAUGCCAUCCCACUUUCUCCCAAUUUGACCGAUCAGAUUUUACCAGUCAGCCAUGGACUGGCAGCUAUGAAGCUGGAUUGCCGACAGCUGGGCCUCUCGGGUCAACGCCGGCCUUUGGAGCGCCGCGGGUCACGCCGAGAUCUUUGAAACAUUAUCUUGACCAGUUUGUGGUGGGACAGGACCGGGCUAAAAGAAUUCUGAGUGUCGCUGUGUUCAAUCACUACCAGCGAGUACAGGAAUUGCGAAGAAGGGAGGAGGAAAAUGCGGAACUACUAGCCAAGCGAGCGCGCAGAGAAGCUCUUGAGCGUCAUCCAGUCGAAGAUGAAUACCCAGGUCAACAACGGACAGUAGCUCUCCCUCCUGAUGCGGAUAUAGUUGCGCCUACUACGCCUCCCGUCGAACUAGAAGAUACACCCGAUUCCUCGCCGCUUCAGUUAGAAAAGUCGAAUAUCCUGUUACUGGGGCCAUCAGGUGUUGGUAAGACAUUGAUGGCAAAGACACUGGCGAGGAUCCUCUCAGUCCCAUUCAGCAUCUCCGAUUGCACCCCAUUCACGCAGGCUGGCUACAUUGGAGAAGAUGCAGAUGUGUGCGUCCACCGGCUUUUGGCCGCGGCCAACUAUGAUGUCGAGCAGGCAGAACGUGGCAUAAUUGUACUUGAUGAAGUGGACAAGCUUGCAGCCACGAAGAUCAGCCACGGUAAAGAUGUCAGUGGCGAAGGAGUGCAGCAAGCUCUUUUGAAGCUCAUUGAAGGUACAACCGUCCAGGUUCAAGCGAAGCAGGAGAAGAGCGCUCCCCGCGUUAACAACGCACCUAACACAUACCCGUCGAAUAGCCCUCUAGGCAAUUCCCCAUUUGCCCCAUCUGGUGGUGGGCAUGCGCAUCAGAAAGGCGAGGUCUACAAUGUCCGCACCGACAAUAUCCUCUUCAUAUUCUCCGGUGCCUUCGUCGGUUUGAAUAAGGUUGUCAUGGAUCGAAUUUCGCGCGGCUCAAUCGGCUUUGGUCAACCUGUCCGGACGCAGUCAGGCUCAUCGGAGCGGCUGAGGGAAUCAGGCUCGGCCAAUAACCAGCCGCUUCCCAUUCUACCUGGCUCUGAAGAGGAAGCACUCUACAAAAAACAUCUCCCCUUCUUCAGCUCUGCCUCCUCCGCGUCGCCCAACGGCGAGCCAGUAUAUUUCAAUGCCUUGGAUCUUCUGAAUCCGAGCGAUCUACAGAAUUAUGGCUUUAUCCCGGAAUUAGUGGGACGUGUCCCCGUCACCGCUGCACUAUCCGCCUUAACGACGCCUUUACUCGUCCGCAUUCUCACGGAACCUCGCAACUCCCUCCUAGCCCAGUAUACAACUCUCUUCUCCCUUUCCGGCAUCGAGCUCCGCUUCACGACGCCCGCAUUGCACAAAAUCGCCGCCAACGCCUUUACCAUGGGCACUGGUGCGCGGGCUCUCCGAACCGAGCUAGAGACGAUCCUUAGCGACGCAAUGUUCGAAACACCCGGCUCGAGCGUCAAAUUCGUUCUGGUCACCGAAUCGGUCGCGGAGCGUAAGGAGAAGCCCAUCUACUUGUCUCGCGGCCAAGGCGGGCGGUUCCAUUCUCUCAUCGCGGCCGAGGAAAGCAAGUGGGAGGAGAAGCUGCGCCGUGACAAGAAAGCCAAAGCCAAAGAUAAACAGGCCAAGCCGCCGUCUCCGCCGGAAAUGCCUUCCAUCACGAACUUCAAAGAGUAUCGUACCCGCGCAGCCGGCUUCUGAGGGGACAUUGAUGGGUUUCCGCUCUGCUACGAAUGUCGUUGAUUAUGUUUUGCCUUCUAUCCCUAUGUCUCUCUCCGUAUCUGUUUGCACAUGAAGCGUUUGGACGUUUUGUUUUUAUUUGGACUCGGUUGGCGCUUUUGGGGGGAGGCAAGUGGCUUGGUCAGUUUGUUCUCUCGCUGUUGUUCUUCAUCAUUGUAUGCAAACACGCACCUUGUGAAUAUCAUGAU